Molecule: messenger RNA, 1378 nt
Organism: Candoia aspera
Lineage: Eukaryota; Metazoa; Chordata; Lepidosauria; Squamata; Candoiidae
Gene: SULT1B1
Product: sulfotransferase family 1B member 1
Exons: 7
Coding region: 237-1184 (315 amino acids)
Biological process (GO): sulfation
Cellular component (GO): cytoplasm
Molecular function (GO): aryl sulfotransferase activity
Source: RefSeq, a predicted model, not a curated record
UAUGCAUGGAAUGGUGUUGAAAACUGGCCUUUAAAAGCCCUAAAAUGUGAAAUGUUGGUAAGAAGACAUUACAAUAUCUAAUCAGAAAGCUAAAAUAUAAAAUAAGUCUUUUAGUUGGCUUGAUGGUAAAGGUUUUUAAUAAAUUUAUACAGAAGCAGAAAUCAAGCAAAGGAGUAGAUACUAAUCAAUUGCAUCUGCUAAAACCAGGUUUCAUUUAGUAAAAUGUUUGAUAAGGAAUGGAUAUUCUUGCAUAUAUUCUUUUUAUUUUGUCUGACUAUAUUGACAUUUCUCCAGAGAUGACUACCCAUGAUUACUUGCGUCAGGACUACCGGAUGGUCCAUGGUGUUCCCAUGACCCAUGCAUUCUCUUUUGACUGGGAUAGAAUUGAUAAUUUCCAGAGCAGGCCAGAUGAUAUUGUUAUAUCCACAUAUCCCAAAUCUGGCACAACAUGGAUAAGUGAAAUUGUGGAUAUGAUUCUGAAUGAUGGUGAUCCUGACAAAUGCAAAAGAGAUGCUAUUUUCAAUAAAGUGCCUAUGUUAGAAUUUGUUGUCCCAGGGAAGAUGCCAGCAGGCACAGAGCAGUUAGCUCAGAUGCCCUCUCCUCGCAUGGUGAAGACCCACCUUCCAGUGAACCUGCUUCCCAAGUCUUUCUGGGACAAUGGCUGCAAGAUGAUCUAUAUGGCUCGCAAUGCAAAGGAUGUUGCUGUCUCCUUUUAUCACUUUGACUUGAUGAACAAGCUACAUCCAGAUCCUGGCUCCUGGGGUGACUACCUGGAGAAAUUCAUGGCAGGAAGAAUAAUCUUUGGCUCCUGGUUCAAUCAUGUGAAAAGCUGGUGGAAUAAGAGGAAUGAUCACCCCAUGAUAUACUUAUUUUAUGAGGACAUGAAAGAGGAUCCAAAGCGUGAGAUUAAGAAAAUCAUACAUUUCUUGGGAAAGAACCUUGACAAAUCAGUUGUGGAUAAGAUUGUCUAUCACACAUCUUUUGAUAUGAUGAAGAACAAUCCUAUGACAAACUACAGGAUGGCUCCAGCUGCUGUAAUGGAUCAUAGUAUCUCCCCAUUCAUGCGAAAGGGAAUUGCUGGAGACUGGAAGAAUUACUUUACGGUGGCUCAGAAUGAGGCAUUUGAUGAGGACUAUAAGAAGAAAAUGGCAGAUACAACAUUGCAAUUCCGAAUGGAGAUCUGAGGCUCCUGUUAGCUGUGACAGAAUUGCUGCUUUUCUGCAGUUCCAUAUAGGAUAUGUCAUUUAGUACAGUGUUUUGGACUGUUGCAAGUCCUUGAUUUUAAAAGAAAAAGCAGAUUCUGACUUGGCAGGUUGCAGAAAAUAUGUACAUGGAUUUGGCAAAUGCUUUCAGACUAAAGGGCAAGAAUGUUUUGUGA